Molecule: messenger RNA, 1692 nt
Organism: Trichoderma harzianum CBS 226.95
Lineage: Eukaryota; Fungi; Ascomycota; Sordariomycetes; Hypocreales; Hypocreaceae
Exons: 1
Coding region: 1-1692 (563 amino acids)
Source: RefSeq, a predicted model, not a curated record
AUGGCCUUCUCUUGGUGCCAAUCCUUGUCUCACCAGAGCUACUGGAGCGAGUUUGACCUCAAAGGAGUUAAGAUCAAGGUCAAGUCUCCAAAGAGCCAGGCUUUCCAAGACGCCUCGGAUAAAAUUCCCCCAUAUUUCUGGGUCAAGGGCUUCCGUAACCGGGUUAGGAGGCUCUUAGGGCGGAAGCUCAGAAAACACUCUUUUCCUAUCCAUCCGGGUUAUUCAGAAGCAAGAAACUUGGUCGGCCAUGGCACCGUUGCGGAGUUGGGAAUGUUGUCGAACCAAGCCAGAGACUUUGUCGUCGAGGUGUUUGGGGACGUUGGAGAUGUGGCAGAUACCUCGUCCGUGAGCGAGAACCAGUCUUUGUCUUCUCUAGAAUCAGGGCCUAGAGUAGUCCAGCUUAAAUUAUCCACUGAUCUGCAGAGCUGGAAAGAUACCCAGCACGCAGCGGGCAACAUCCUGCCACCCAAGGGCACCGGACUCAAACAAGCCUCGGCCCAAACGCUCAGCAAAAUCGGAGCAACUGACUGGCCCGAUGCUUUGAAAACGAACAAUGCACUCUUCGGGUGCGGCAUCGCCAGCUUGCUCAUGGGCGCUGCCGAUGCGACAACCAUGUUUUCCAAUUAUGUGACCGACAUGGUUUUCUAUUAUGAGCACGGGUACAAUUACGUCUACCCGACGCUUGAGCCGCUGCUGCAGAAAGGCCUAGAGGAUCCGCAUGCCCUGCGCACCCCGGGAGGACGCGAACGACGAGACGCCGUCUCCCUGGGUAAGCAGUAUAUCCAGGGUAAGAUCGCGCUAGAGAACCAGCACAAGAAGAACUUGUCAUAUCGGUCAGCGCGAUUGGACCGACGCACAGCACAGAUCGUCUCCUUGUCAGAAAGCAGCUUGCUGGGCAUGGCAGCUGAGGCGAUCGCACGUGGCUUUGACCCUGCUGCCGUCAUGGCGGACCUGGUCUUCAGUUCGCCGGGCACUGACGUGGUCGACGUGGGAUGCGAUUUGGUGAACUCCGAGGUCAUGAACUCGUUCCUCAAUGUGACGGACAUUACAGAAACGGGCAUCGUUAGCGAAGAAGUGCUGCACAAGAUAUACGACGCGUACGCCGCGAUUGGCGCCAGGAUGCUAACCCAGCGAUGGCAUGAGCCUGUCGCCAGGAUGUGCGCCGCCCUGUACACAUGGCAUAUCCAGAACGAUCGCCACAUGUUCUUCCGUCGCGCUCUCCUGGGCUGGUCCAAGGCCCGCAAGACACCCGCCAAGCCUCAGUUCGAGGCGGAUUUCGACGAGGCGUUUGACAAGCAGUACCGCACAACGGGCUUCAGCAGACCCCUGGAUGCCAAACACGCGUGCAACGGCGAGGACACUUGCGAUCACGUCAACGACUUCUUCCACCGUCACCAAGAUAAGCCGCUGCUCAAGGAGCUCUGGUGGCAGCUGGUCACCGGCCCGCUGGAGUAUAUCCGGGGCGGCCAGGUCGAUGAGGAGCGCGAGUAUGACUUGGCCGAAGGUUCGCGACUGGCCAUGGCCGACCUCUUUUCACGCGGCCAAGUGCUGGAGAUGGUCUGGAUCAUUGCACAUGCAAACUUUCACGCCUGGCAGGUUAAUUACUUGUUUGAGGCGGCCAUGUUUGGCAGCAUUCUGGACGGGGGUAAAUUGGCAGGCAAGCUGGACAGACAGGAGGAGAGUCAAGAUUGA